AUGCGGUUCCUGCGGAAGCUCAAGGAGGUCUUCGACGUGUGCGACGAGGAUGCGGACGGCUUCAUCCGGGUGGAGCGUUUCGUGGCCCUGGGGCUGCAGUUCGGCCAAGGGGAUGAGGUGGAAAAAUUGGCUAAAUACUUGGACCCAAAUGACCUGGGAAGAAUCAACUUCAAGGAUUUCUGUCAUGGAGUUUUUGCUAUCAAAGGCUGUGAAGAGUUACUGAAGGAUGUGCUGGCUGUCGAAAACCCUGGGUGUCGGCACUAUGAGCCGCAGUAUGUGGAUUACUACUACCAGGGUAGCGAAAUCCAGGACGGUGCCUAUUUGGACGGUGAAAGCGCGUACAGUGAGUCAGAGCUGUUUCCUGAUGAAGACACGAUGACCCUGGCCCAGCAAGAGGUCCACCAUGAGUCCGACAUGGACAGUGCCAUCGAGAGCGCACAGAGCUCUGAGGCAUCGGACGUGUGUGGCACUGAAGAGAAGGACAGCGUGCUCAGUGGACUCUUUCUGCCUGUAGACAAGUCAAGUCCUCACAACCCCUCUGCAGCCUCUGACCUCUCCACCUAUUCCACUGCCUCUCUAAUCAGUAACGAGGAACAAUUUGAAGACUAUGGGGAAGGAGAUGAUGUGGAUUAUACUCCCAGCAGUCCAUGCCCUGAUGAUGAGACCAGAACCAACGCCUACUCUGACCUUGGCUCAUCUGUGUCUUCCAGCGCUGGGCAAACGCCAAGGAAAAUGAGGCACAUUUAUAACAGCGAGUUAUUGGAUGUCUACUGCUCACAGUGCUGCAAAAAAAUAAACCUGCUUAAUGACUUGGAAGCGAGGCUGAAAAACUUGAAAGCAAACAGCCCCAACCGAAAAAUCUCAAGCACAGCUUUUGGAAGACAACUCUUCCACAACAGUAACUUCAGCAGCAGCAAUGGCAGCACAGAGGACUUGUUCAGAGACAGCAUAGACUCAUGUGAUAAUGAUAUCACUGAAAAGGUCACUUCUUUAGAAAAAAAGGUGACAGAACUGGAGAAUGAUAACGUGACAAAUGGAGACCUGAAGAGCAAAUUGAAACAGGAGAACACGCAGCUAGUUCACAGAGUUCAUGAACUAGAAGAACUGUUGAAAGACCAGGAGACAUCAGCUGAACAAACACUAGAAGAAGAAAUAAAAAGGCAUAGAGAAGCAUACAGCAAGUAUGAAAAAGAAAAGGGCACUGAAAUUGAACUGCUAAAUACAAGGGUUCAACAGCUUGAAGAAGAAAAUGGUGAACUCAAAACCACCGUCACACGACUGAAAUCACAAACUGAGAAACUAGAUGAGGAGAGGCAACGCAUGUCGGAUAGGUUAGAAGACACCAGUUUGCGGCUGAAGGAUGAGAUGGACUUGUACAAAAGGAUGAUGGACAAGCUGCGACAGAACAGACUUGAAUUUAACAAGGAGAGGGAAGCUACUCAGGAGCUCAUUGAGGACUUGCGAAAGGAACUGGAGCAUUUGCAACUGUACAAACUAGAUUGCGAGCGCCCCGGCCGGGGGAGAAGCUCCUCGUCUAGUGUGAGUGAAUUCAACGCACGAACGAGGGAAGUGGAAAUGGAGCAUGAAAUUAAACGGCUAAAGCAGGAGAAUCAGAAACUUCGUGACCAGAAUGAUGACCUUAAUGGACAGAUCCUAAGUCUUAGUCUUUAUGAAGCUAAGAAUCUCUUUGCAACACAGACAAAAGCCCAAUCACUGGCUGCUGAAAUCGACUCUGCAUCAAGAGAUGAGCUCAUGGAAGCUCUUAAAGAACAGGAGGAAAUAAACUACAGAUUGCGACAGUAUAUGGACAAGAUUAUUUUGGCCAUCCUAGACCACAACCCAUCUAUCCUGGAAAUAAAAAAUUGAAGGACAAAAAAAGCAAUUGCCUGAUAUUUCUGCACAUGCCACUGGAUCUAAA
This is a messenger RNA of Terrapene triunguis (Three-toed box turtle), 1918 nucleotides long. RefSeq names its product RAB11 family interacting protein 4 (gene RAB11FIP4). The coding region runs from base 1 to 1866 and encodes 621 amino acids. Gene Ontology annotation, biological process: regulation of cytokinesis; endocytic recycling. The transcript is spliced from 15 exons. The record is from RefSeq and is a predicted model, not a curated record. Gene Ontology annotation, cellular component: recycling endosome membrane; midbody; cleavage furrow. NCBI's taxonomy places the organism in Eukaryota, Metazoa, Chordata, Testudines, Emydidae. Gene Ontology annotation, molecular function: calcium ion binding.